ACAUCCCCACUGCCCUCCCAUGUGUGUUGGAAUUUCCCGCAUGGACUGAGAGGGAUCUUGCUCCGUAAAUUACAGCGCCUUGCGUGUGAGAGGAAGACCUUAUAUGGUCAUGGAAGUGGGUGUGGCCAGCGGCAGGCUGGUGGCGGAGGAGGGGGAUCACAAGACGAGCAGACGCGGACGGAGUGGAUGCGCGCACAGCGACAGGCCGCACCGGAGUGUUUUUGUGCAAUCUGACUGCAGUAAUGUGCAACAGACAGCGGCGGCAUUGCUCCCGCGUCCGUGCACGUUAGCGCUCCAUUUCCGACCAGUGAGGGGCCGUGUUCACGCAUCCACUUCGACCCCCCUGUUUUGACUUUGUAGCAGCGAGGGGGGGGGGGGAGUGGGGGGAAAAAAGUACCAGUGAGUGAGGUCAGCGGCAUAGCAUGAGUCAACCUUGGGGAUGUGUGCAGUCAUCAUCACGGAUCUAUCUCGUGCGGGCCUGCUGCUGCCGCUACCGGGCUGACGGAGCUGCGGACUGUGCGCUCCUGCGCGCGGCAGAACGGCCGGUGCGUGGAGCGGCUUUCAGGACGAACGCAGGUGUUUCCCAUGAAUGAGGAAAAACACACAGACUUCUUCGGAUCUGCCCACCCCAGGCCAGCAGCUUCUGAGUGGAUCACAAUCAACUGCCGAAAGGAGAAGAGGAUCCUGUCAUCAAUGUAGUUUUACUGGUUGACAUUUACCUGUGACUACCCUACAGAAGGGUACACUUUUUGUUUAUUUUUUUGGCUAGAUUUUUCAGAUUGACUCAUUCAGUGGAGAAAUAUUUAAGAGACUGAAGAUCCACACCUGGCUCGGCUUAUUCAUGCACGUCAUGAGUGUACCAGCCCAGCAGAAAGCCAGCACUAAAAGAACAGGCAAACGCAUCACAUUUUUCAACGAUCAAAGCAGUGCAAUGAAGGAGACUCCUCAGCACCCUGAAGGCUCCUAUUACGUCCCCGGUGGCAGUUCUGCAGACCCCGGACAGAGUGAAGCUGCAAGUACUGUGACCUCAAAUCCAGAGGGAACUCACAUGUACCUCAAUUCUGUUAUCUUCAGCCCAGAUAAGGGUGACCAGAGUCGGGGUCAUUAUCAGCAGACCGUGCCUAUGAAGUGGGCUCAUCAGGAGCCCAGCCAGCAGCAGCAGCCGUCGCUAUCCCAGCAGCAGAGAGCGGCAACGUGGACUGCCAUGACCAACUGGGGGCAGAACUUUGCAAAUUAUGUCGGAGGAACAGAAACAAGAACCCAGCCUGCAUUUGUGAAGUCCAUGCAUGAUUCUUCUCAACAGCAGCCCCAGGCCUUUCAAGAGACGUUAAAACCCGGGGCUCUGAACACGCAGCAGCACAGCGCGUCCCACGCAGGAGGGAGCUCUGUUCUGCAGCCCUUCCAGCUGGCCUUCGGUCAACCCAAGCAACACUUACCUGCCUACUAUCAGGGCUUUCAAGGCAACAGGGCGACCCUUCCUAACCCACCUAACUACUCGACACAGGCAAAGCCCCCGCACCCGCUACAGCCGCUGCAGAAGCAAGAGCAAAUCCAACGCCAGCAACAGCAGCAACACCACAUUAUCCAGCAGCAGUUCCAGCAGCAGCACCAUCAAAUGCAGCAGCAACAGAUCAUUCAGCAUCAACAGCAUGUACAGCAACAGCUACAGCAGCAACAAAUACAGCAUGAGCAGCAACAACAAAAGAUACAGCAGCAACAACAGCAGCAGCAGCAACAGCUCCAGAUUCAGCAGCAAAUGCAACAUCAGCAGUUGCAACAACAAAACCCUCAUGUGCUUGACUAUUACCCCGCUGCACAAAAUGCACACCCUCACCCGCACCCACAGCCGGUGGUGGUACACUCCCAGGAGUCAUCUGGCCCAGCUCCCCCAAAGAUCCAAGAACCCAUUAUCCAGGACAUUACCCCGGAGCCUCAGCAGCCGUCUGACCCACUGCAGCCCCCAUUCCAGUCUGAAGCCCUGUCCCAGUCCCAGCCCCAGACACAGCUCCAGUCCCAGCAGCAGCUCCGCAGAUCACGGCGACUUUCCAAGGAAGGCGGAGCCCCAUCUGACAACCCUUUCCUGGUCUCUUCAGAUCAGACUGCCCCUGGAGCACAGGGCUCCCAGAACGGGGCUCGUGACAUCCAGGCAGCCCCAACCGGGGUCAUCCAGAGUACUCGCAGGAAACGCAGGGUAUCCCAGGAAGCCAACCUGGAGACUCUUGCUCAGAAGGCCUCAGAAAUGGAUUCCCUCCCAUCACAUGUUGUCAAGGAGCCCCAUAGGCCUUGGAGCCCCCCUGAAGUAGGUGCUUUGAACGCUAAGAGGCCUCGGGACGACAGCCUGCUUCCUCUUGUCAUCCCCGUGUCUGUCCCAGUACGAAGGCAUGAUCCCUCCUCCCCCGACACGGACGAAGCGGCGCUGGCUGCUAGCUGGCCCUCCCGAACCGCCAACCCUCAGGACCCCCGUGCUGACCACAAGCCUUCGGUCAUCGUCACCCGUAGGCGCUCACUUCGAAACUCAUUGUCAGAAAGCUCAGAACAGAAUGGUGGGACAGAGGGGGAGAAAGACGACGAGGCCAAAAAGUCCAAACGGCGUCCCAGACCCGAGCCUUUGUUUAUCCCACCGCCCAAACCUGCCAUAUUCAUCGCCCCGCCCGUCUACUCCAGCAUCACACCCUACCAGAGCCACCUCCGCUCCCCGGUCCGCCUUGCAGACAACCCCCUCACCAUGCCCCCGUAUACGCCACCGCCCAUCCUCAGCCCUGUCCGUGAGGGCUCGGGCCUCUACUUCUCUACGUUCCUGUCGUCUGCAGCCAGCGGUCAGGGCCUGCCGCCGCCCGCAACACCCAAAUCGGCUACGCGCAGCCUGUUGCGUUCCAACAGCUGUGACAUCACACCACCAGUUCUUAUGAGUGAGGCUACUCCAGUUAGCAUCGAACCACGGAUAAACAUCGGGUUGCGGUACCAGGCCGAGGUGCCAGAGCUGAGGCAGCGGUCAGCUGUCGAGCUCGAUCAGCAUCGAGCCGAGCUUGUCUGGGCUCCACUAGAUGAACUGGAGGAAAAACCAGAUUAUCAAGAGAAAGUGGAAGACCUCAUGCACCUGGCAUGCUCCAGUAUUUUGUGCGGAGGAGGCACCAACCAGGAGUUAGCCCACCAUUGUCUGUACGAGUGCAAAGGGGAUAUAAUGGCUGCCCUGUCCCUCCUGAUGCUGAAAAAUCCGAUUUUCUCCAAGUCACAUCACCUGGCGAGCUACCAUUACUCAGGUUCAGACAACUGGACAGCAGCUGAGAGACGCCAGUUCAACAAAGGCAUCUCUGCAUACAAGAAGGACUUCUUCAUGGUGCAGAAACAGGUUUCUACUAAGACGGUGGCGCAGUGCGUGGAGUUUUACUACACAUACAAGAAACAUGUGAAGAUCGGUCGUAACGGAACACUGAGCUACGGUGAAGCAGAGCCCGAAAACAAAAGCACGGAGGAGGAAACGGACCAUAAGCAGGGUCCACAGAGAGCUGAGCCCAGGGACGAGGACAGCAGGAAGUGGGAAGGGUCAGCUGAGCGGAAAGCGGACGUCGGCCCCACCAGGGUGACACACACGCUGCAGUCCACCGACAAUCCUGGGACCGUCCUGAUCAUGAAGAGCCAGGAGGACAUAAAGCGGGAGCCGCCUCUGUCCCGGGUCAUCCAGAUCCCACACCCACCGCCCCCCAGCUCCAAACCCCGCUACGACGGCAACGCACGCAGGACCAGCCCUUCGACCGGCAACAAAGGCCCCGCCGGACAGGAGGGAGAGUUCCCCUGCAAGAAAUGUGGCAGGAUUUUCUACAAGGUCAAAAGUCGCAGCGCUCACAUGAAGAGCCACGCAGAGCAGGAGAAGAAGGCCGCCGCCCUGCGCCAGAAGGAGGCGGAGGAGCGCGCAGCGGCGAAGGCUGCCGCCGAGGCCGCCGCCAUCCUGGCCGCUCGGCAGCAAAAUGGGACUCGGCAGAUGGGCGGGGACAGCACCAACGACGACUCAUCGGAAGGGGAGGACGAAGAUGACGAGGACUGGCAGUGAGAGGAAGGAUGGAUGUGAAUGCUGACUGCAGCACGCAGCGGGGCUUAACACUCAGAUCAAAAGCCAACGGAACGAAGAACAGUGAAGAUACAGUUGACUUUGUGUAUAUUUUGUGGAACAAGACUUCCCUAGCUUGGCUUAUUCAGGGACAUUCAACCCCAUUCUGAGUGUGAAUGUGCAGAGCGGGUGAAUGUGUGGGAACAUCUGAGUGUGUCUGUUCUUUCCACAACUCUACUACACCCCUUUACUCUUGCUUGAAAAGCGUUUCCAGAGUUACCUCUCCCGGUCACAGGGCUCGGUGAAGUCAAAGCCAUGCGCUUCUCUGCUGUCGUCCCGCCCCCCCUGUGCCAGGCCGCCGCCUACCUUCAGCACUUUCUGCAACUCAUUCUCACCUGGAAUUUGUAAGACCCCUAUUUUUUUUCCUCCCAAAAUGAGCCACGGCACACAUUCGCAUCAGCUGCGUCCCUGCCUACCUACCUACCUACCCGCCGUCCAGCAUCGGAUGAACCUUUUUUUAUCGCAAUGUUUGAAAUCUGACAGCUGGGCGCGACGAAGCCGGAGGGGCGUGUGCUAUAAGGGUAGAUCACACAACAGACAGACACAUGGAAGGACGGACGGACGGGUGGCAUGUGCAAACUGUUGCCUCGGUUUAGCCGCUCUCCUGCACUCAAGGCCGCCAAAUGCUUUGUCUGACGCAUGAUGUGCACCAAAUGAGCCCCCUCCCUGUGGGCGCCGUUCAUUUGGGCUUUUGUUCUGUGAACCCCCCUCCCACUCAGAAGUCACUUUUUAUAGUUCCCAGUUUGUUCCUCACUGUUGAUGCCUUGGAUGUUUUGACGCUUUUUAUCUCGAAAUGACAAUCAAUUUUACACUGUUUUUUUUUUUUAAAUAUAAAUAUACAUAUACAGGUCAAUGUUACUUUUUCUGCCUGUGUAGCUAUAUAUGGUUGUUGUUGUUUUUGUGAAUACUCUUGUUGAUGUUUAUUAAUAUUAUUAUUAUCUGGUUUGGCUGCAAUUUGAACGCUUUUCCGUACAUGUCCUGAGCUUUUUUUUUUUUUUUUU
Messenger RNA from Sphaeramia orbicularis (orbiculate cardinalfish), 5106 nucleotides. RefSeq names its product ELM2 and SANT domain-containing protein 1-like. The transcript is spliced from 13 exons. Lineage: Eukaryota; Metazoa; Chordata; Actinopteri; Kurtiformes; Apogonidae. Gene Ontology annotation, molecular function: transcription corepressor activity. Bases 842 to 4048 code for a protein of 1068 amino acids. Gene Ontology annotation, biological process: regulation of transcription by RNA polymerase II; negative regulation of DNA-templated transcription. The record is from RefSeq and is a predicted model, not a curated record. Gene Ontology annotation, cellular component: transcription regulator complex; histone deacetylase complex.